This is a messenger RNA of Diaporthe amygdali, 804 nucleotides long. RefSeq names its product short chain type dehydrogenase. The record is from RefSeq and is a predicted model, not a curated record. The coding region runs from base 1 to 804 and encodes 267 amino acids. The transcript has a single exon. Lineage: Eukaryota; Fungi; Ascomycota; Sordariomycetes; Diaporthales; Diaporthaceae.
AUGCCCGACCAGACCCUUGCAGGCAAGGUUGCUAUUGUGACUGGCUCCAACACAGGAAUAGGCGCUGCUAUCGCUCAGGAGCUCGCAUCCCGAGGCGCAAGCGUCGUUGUCAACUACCCCUUCCCAGCCCUUGCCGAGGAAGCGCAGAAGGUUGUCUCGGGCCUGCCCACAGGAUCGACCUCUGUCGCCGUCGAGGUAGAUCUGUCGACAGAGAAUGGGCCCCAGCAGCUCAUAGACGCCGUGGUGGCAAAGUACAAGACCAUCCACAUCCUCGUGAACAACGCCGGCCUGGCCGUCAACAAGCCCCUCCCGCAGCAGACACUCGGCGACUGGGACAAGCUGGUGGGCCUGAACGCGCGGGCCGUCUUCCUGCUCGUCCAGGCCGUCCUGCCGCACCUGCCUACCCCGUCGCCGUCGACGCAGGAGAGGCCGCAGACGGACGGCGGCCGCAUCGUCAACAUCGUGUCCAUCUCGUCGCGCGCGGCGCCACCGCUGCAGACCAUCUACGCCGGCACCAAGGGCAUGGUCGACAGCAUGACCAAGGUCUGGGCCAAGGAGCUCCCGCCCCGCUACGGCUGCACCGUCAACGCCGUGUCGCCCGGCCCGACCAUGACGGCCGGCUUCGCGGCCGCCGGUGACGAGUUCAUGAAGGAGAUGGCGCCCGUCAUGGCCCAGACGCCCGUGGGCCACCGGAUGGCGCUGCCCGAGGAGAUCGCCUUCGGGGUUGGCUUCUUGUGCGAGCCACGGGCGAGCUGGAUUAACGGGUUGCACCUGAAUGCGAGUGGUGGGUUGCACAUUGAGUAA